AUGUCCAUCAAGUCUGUUCUUGAAAACCGCAGACUCGUGCUAGACGGGGCGAUGGGCACCCAGCUCGAGGAGAUCAUUCCUCCUUCGUCGCCAAUGUACGUGAAGGGCUCUCCAUUAUGGUCGACUGAGGUGCUUCUUGGGGACCCACUGAUUAUAGAAAAGGUUCACCUGAGCUACCUUGAGAAAGGGGCUGAUGUUAUUAUUACUUCCACGUACCAGGCGUCUCAAGCGACGCUUUUGAAACAUAGAAACAUGGGGUUGGAGGAAGCUAGGGAGGUGUGGAGGAGAUCAGUUCAAACAGCAAAGGCUGCUAUAGAUAACUUUGGAUCUACGAAAAAACUUUAUGUUGCAGGCUCAGUGGGGCCUUAUGGAGCUUACUUGGCUAAUGGCGCCGAGUAUAGUGGAGAGUAUGGGGAUUUUGGCGUGGAGGAGUUGGUGAAGUACCACCAGGAACAGGUUUCCUUCUUUUUGAACGAUAAAGAUACAGACUUGAUAGCCUUCGAGACGAUUCCCAACAUUUCAGAGGUAAAGGCGAUAUUUGAGCUCGUCAAGGCCACUUACACUGAAAAGUCCAAGGACUUCUAUGUCUGUUUCUCGUGCAAGGAUAGUACCACUCUUGCUGACGGCACAGAUUUAAAGGACGUGAUAGCUUACGUCAUUGACCAAAGAAGCAAGUUUCCAGCCAUUGACGCGUCUCUCAUUGGCGUCGGCUGCAAUUGCGUGGACUUUGAGUUGGUUUCCGACUUUGCAGACUACGUAAACAAAGCAUCCAACAACUCCUUGUUCUUGGCAGUUUACCCCAACCUCGGCUUCAGCAACGACAUGUCUGAUGUCAGCCAAUACGGAUUCAAAUCAGAUACAGAAAAGUGGAAACAGGCAUUGGAGCAAUGGUGUACUAACUCAUCUAUUCGACUUAUUGGCAGCUGCUGUAGCACUGGUCCUAACGAGAUCGGUGUAGCAAGAGCAGUGGUCGACGAGUCUACAGGUAAGUAA
Messenger RNA from Candidozyma haemuli, 993 nucleotides. It is a transcript of the gene SAM4, whose product is annotated as S-adenosylmethionine-homocysteine S-methyltransferase. The record is from RefSeq and is a predicted model, not a curated record. The transcript has a single exon. Gene Ontology annotation, biological process: S-methylmethionine cycle. The coding region runs from base 1 to 993 and encodes 330 amino acids. Gene Ontology annotation, molecular function: S-adenosylmethionine-homocysteine S-methyltransferase activity. NCBI's taxonomy places the organism in Eukaryota, Fungi, Ascomycota, Pichiomycetes, Serinales, Metschnikowiaceae.